This is a messenger RNA of Silurus meridionalis, 2387 nucleotides long. RefSeq names its product interleukin 26 (gene il26). Lineage: Eukaryota; Metazoa; Chordata; Actinopteri; Siluriformes; Siluridae. The coding region runs from base 1725 to 2258 and encodes 177 amino acids. The transcript has 5 exons. The record is from RefSeq and is a predicted model, not a curated record.
UCUCAUGACACCUGAGUUAGGUGAACUUCCUGGUGUCUGUGUUUAAAAAAAGGUUUUGGAAUACCCAGUGUUAUACAGAGGAGAUGCACAUUAUGUUAGUACAAUAGACUUGGAAUUAUAAUAGUUCCUUUUCUUGGAUUCUUGACAGGAAACCAGUAAUAAUUUCUCCCUACAGAUCCAUCACAAAAUAAACAAUUAAAAAGAUAAUAAACAAAGAAUAAAAAUCUUUCAUGCAACUGACUCAAGCCAAAACUCAUGAAGGAGGUUCUGUUAGGAACCCUGACUGUGGCAGAAAGUGGUAAGUCGUCUAUCUGGGUCAAGAGAAAUUCUUGCUGAAUCAAGGGGUUGAUGACCUGGUUUAAAGUCAUGGUGGGAGCUGGAGGUGACAGAUUUACACGCUCAUUGGGCUGAUCAGAGGAGUAUCAGUAAAUAAAUGUGGCAAAUCAGCACUAAGUGCGUGUGACAAAUUUUGGAACAUUGUAAGCAUUUGAUGAGGAUUCAGUGCAUGACACAGAUUUACAAAAUAUGCUAAAUGUUCAAACAGUGCAAACCGCAUCAAUUUUCGAAACUAUUUCUGACCUCUAUUCAGUGAUUGACAAUAAGUACAUUAACUGUAAAACUGGUUUUAUUCUCAUUUCAUACUAUUACACCUCCAAUGUAAAAUCACAAUAAUUAUAGUGAGUCAUUUCAUUUGGUUCUUGUUUUUACACAAUUUUUUUUUACCUCAUAGGCAUCUUAGGAGUUGUUUAAUAGUCAUUUCAUAAACGUAUUGCAAAACAAUUCCACUUUUAGGAUCUAAAAGUCAUCAACUCAGUAAUGUUUUUCUCACACUAAUACAUGUUUUUAUUACAUGUUAAUUUACAUCACCAGAGUUAUUUAAGGGCUAGCUUCUCCCAAAAUAUUGUGUUAAAGUGAUAAACAUGAUGAGCAUUACACUUAACUCUCUUUUAAGUAAAUCACAAUUUAUCAGUUUUUGGGUUUGGGAAACAGAGACCUAGUUAUUGCUUGUUGUGGGGUGCAGUGCAGACAUAUUAUUUGGCCUAAACUUUUUUUGCAUUAAUCAAACAAAAAAAUCAUCACAUGAAUAUGCAUUUCAAAUCUUCAAGUCGUUGUCUGUUUAGUUGUGCAGGAAAAUGUCAAUUUCUGCUUGUCCUUUUUGUCCAAACUAUCAAAAAUCUGUUUCAACAUGAAUUUGGGGCAUCUAGAAUAUGACGAAAAUGUAAACAGGUAUACUCUACGUGAUCCUUUUGUUACAGUAAAUAUAUGCAUCAUAUUGAGCAGUUCCACUUAAAGCUUUUGAUAAUAAAUGCUCCCAGUUGACCUGAUAUCCCAGUAACCCCGAUUUCACUCAGGGUUAACUAGGGCCAAGGUUGUUGUUUAAUUACUAUCUUGUGCAUUUUCCAGUGAUCGCACAGUUUUUUUUCUCCAUCUCAUAAUUAUGUGGGUUAGAAUGCGUGAAAAUCCGCGCGCGCUACUCGAACCCAAAUCUGCAGCGACCACUAAUCAGAGUGCGCGACACUCAGAAUCGGAAUCUGACCGCGAGCGCUUUCUUCAAAGGGCGUCGGUGGCUCGCGCGCCUCUUCGAACGGGGCGGUGUCGAUUUUCCGCGUCACACGUGUGGGAAUUUUCAAGGCAGCAACAAUGCCGGGACGUCUAAAGAGUAUAAAUGUCGCUGGCCGGCUUCUGAAAAAAGCAAGCUGGCGUUUAGUGCCUCGUAAAGCAAAAUGCGUGUGAGCGUCCUUACCGUGAUCGCCCUAGCCGUGCUCGUGCGCCUUUGCCCAGGUGAGCAGAGUGCAAGGUGUGCCCAGGUGAACUGCCUGGCGAGCAGUCUGCCUCUGCCCAUGCUGAAGGAUAUGAUCAAAACCCUGAAGAGCAUCAGCAAGCCUUGGCCUAGUGACAGCAGACGUCACAAGAGAUAUUUGCCAAAGUUCUAUAUAAAGAAGCUGAACAUCGCAGACAUCAACAAGAUGCUUGGAAUCUAUGAAGAUCAUGUAUUCAAAAAGCUGUGGAGCAACGACAUUGAUUAUCCUGAGAGAUUUAUCCAUUCCUUCUACAGACUAAGAGUCAGUGUGGAGCAUUGUAAGCACAACAGUCAAGCAGAAUUCACUCGAUAUGCAAGGAAGAAGAUCAAAGGAAUGGAAGAGGCUUUUAAAAAGCUGCAUUCGGAUGAGCUGUCAAAAGCAGCUGGGGACUUUGAGACAAUACUCCGUUGGAUUAGUCUUUAUACUGACAAAAAGCUGUCACACAGCAAGUGCUAAUAGUCAGUAACUAUCUAUAAAUUAUGACUGAGUCAGCAUAGAAACAGAUGUUAAGGUAGGGCUGUGCGAUAUGACAAAGAUAUUAUAGAUAUUAUAUAUAUAUAUAUAUAUAUAUAUAUAUAUAUAUAU